Molecule: messenger RNA, 870 nt
Organism: Botrytis fragariae
Lineage: Eukaryota; Fungi; Ascomycota; Leotiomycetes; Helotiales; Sclerotiniaceae
Product: putative sin3-associated polypeptide protein
Exons: 2
Coding region: 1-870 (289 amino acids)
Biological process (GO): negative regulation of DNA-templated transcription
Cellular component (GO): nucleus
Molecular function (GO): transcription corepressor activity; transcription factor binding
Source: RefSeq, a predicted model, not a curated record
AUGGCAACCACUACUCUAACAAAAAUCGAUCGCAACACUACCGUUCCAUUUCAUCUCAAGCUUUUCUACAAAAAUGGUUCAUUUCCUAGAAUUGAAGAAUUUAAUCCACAUGGUGAAUUGCCUCUUCACGUUAAUAUAUCUACAUGGCAAUCAUGUACUCUGCGCGAAUUAUCACAUUUACUAGCCACCGCACUCCCUGAUCUUCUUCCCGAUCCGGCGAUUGGAACUCGUCUUUCAUAUCGACUUAUAUUUCCUGAUUCACGACCUGCUGUUAGUGGCCCCGCUAGAUAUGUAACGAAGGAGCUUGGCAGUGUUGUUAUUGGGGAAGGGGGGCCAGGAAUUUUACCAGAUGAGGAAGAGAGUGCGAUAGUUGGAGAAGGAAUCAUGGCGGGGAGUUUGAUGGGGGAACCAGAGAAGACGCUGCAGGAUGCAAGAUUUGUUAUUGGUGAUUAUGUUUGUUGCGCAAUUUUACCACCAAUGGCAGAUGGAGGGGUUGCGCCGCCACCCAGUGGUCCUUCGAGAGGCGGUUUUGCAGGUGGAAGAUCGGAAAUGGGUGGGUUUGGGGGAAGAGGGGGGAUGGGACCGAGAGAAAAUGGAUUUGGAGGUGGAUAUAGAGGGAGAGGGGUUCAAGAGGAGGAGGAUUUGGUCAAGGUACGGGUCAAGGCGGAGCGGGUGGUGUACCAAUGGGAGAAUGGAGACGAGGAGAGAGGAUACCGGAUGGUCCAUCCGGGGGAAGAGGUCGUGGGUAUGGAGGUGGGGGUGGUUUUGGGGGUGGAAGAGGUCGAUAUUGAGGGAGGCACGAAGACAUAUGAUACCAAUUACCAUGCUAUUACGAAUGACGGCACCGAAUUUCCUUGGAACACUACAUGA